ACACACACACACACGUUACAAGUUCAGGCUGCGUGCAGCGCGCGCAGGGCUCGGAGAGGAGGAGGAGGAGGAACCAGAAAUCUUCCCUCAUUUACUUAACAUCACUUCCCCACCGCCGGGAUAGCAAACAGGCUCCUGAAGCUGCAGCGGAAGAGAGGCGAUACCGACGUGCGUUGAGUGUCCGCGGAAGGCCGUCAGCACCUGGAGCCUCUCGACCGGGAGAGCCUGCGCCUCUUCGUGCGUCCUCUUCUUCCUCUUGUUUAUUCUCAGGAGCUGCGAGUCCCCCGGAGCGCUCACUUUGUCAACUGGUGUUGGCCGGGACACUUGCGAGAGGCGUGCGGGCUCCUCUGGGCAUGGGGACGACGGCUCUGACUGAGAACCGGAUUGUUUUCCUGCUUUCUGAAUAAUGGAGAGUUGACGGCUUGAGAGGAACCUGACUAACAGCAGUGUGACGGGAUAUAGAGGAUAAAGCUCUCUCUCUCUACAGAGUCAGGGCUUCUGAGCAUCCAUUUCAAACUCAUCCUACCUACUGCAGAUCAGCUGACGGGGAGACGAGUCAUGGCUGCUUAUGGGCAGACUCAGUACAGCCCGGCCCUCCAGACUGCGGGGCCGUACGCGCCGUACACUCACCACACACAGGGCUACAGCAUGCCAUCUUACAACAUUAAAACAGAAGACGGCCUGAGUCAUUCUCCGGGGCAGACGGGAAUACUGGGCUACUCAAACUUCAGCAGCACUCCUCCCAGUCAGAGUCUCUACAGCUACGCGCACACACACGGUGGCGGUAUUUCAUCUGGAAUUUUUCAAGGCACCCACGCUAUCUCAAGUUCGACCCCAUUCAACUCGACCCAGCAAGAGUUUUCAGCGUACUCAAGCUACAGUCCGAGUCAGUACUCUCCGUAUUAUAACUCUCAUCACUACAACAGCCCCUACCUAUCCAGCAGCAACAUCAGCCCUGCUGCCAUCACAGCUCCGUUAGCCUAUCAGCAUCCAGAACACCCCGUAAUGCUGCCCAAUCACAGCCCAGAGUCACACACAGGAGAGUACCACCCACCGCCCAGCCCCCCCACACCAGGUAAAGAGGAGGUCCCAGCACGAAGGGGGUCAGAUGGGAAGUUGAGGGGGAGGAAAAGAGUCAGUGACCCUGCUCCACCUCUGGAUUCUGAUAUGGAGCGUGUGUUUAUCUGGGACCUGGAUGAAACCAUCAUCAUUUUCCAUUCGCUCCUCACGGGAACCUUCUCCUCACGAUUUGGCAAGGACUCCUCAAAGGCUGUGUCUCUUGGUUUGUGGAUGGAGGAGAUGAUCUUCAACCUGGCCGACUCGAGACUCUUCUUCAAUGACUUGGAGGAAUGUGACCAGGUUCAUAUUGAUGACGUGGCAUCAGACGACAACGGACAGGACCUGAGCACUUACAACUUUGGGUCGGACGGCUUCCAGAGCCCAGCGGGGGCCGGCUCUCUGUGCCUGGGGUCAGGAGUCCACGGAGGGGUGGACUGGAUGAGGAAACUGGCUUUCAGAUACCGCAGAGUCAAGGAGAUCUACAACACCUACAAGAAUAAUGUUGGAGGUUUGCUGGGCAGCCCCAAGAGAGAGGAGUGGUUACAGCUGAGGAGAGAGAUGGAGGUCCUGACUGACCUGUGGCUGACUCAAGCACUCAAAGCCUUGGCUGUCAUCAACUCGAGGCCUAACUGUGUGAAUGUGUUGGUAACCACCACCCAGCUCAUCCCGGCCCUCUCCAAAGUGUUACUGUACGGUCUGGGCUCAGCUUUCCCAAUAGAGAACAUAUACAGUGCCACCAAGACAGGCAAAGAGAGCUGUUUUGAGCGUGUCUCUCAGAGGUUCGGUCGGAGAGCAGUGUACGUGGUGAUAGGAGAUGGAGCCGAAGAAGAGUCCGUGGCCAAGAAGAAGAACAUGCCGUUCUGGAGGGUGUCCUGUCGAGCAGAUCUCGAGGCUCUGAGCCAUGCACUGGAGCUGGACUACCUCUAGAGGGCGCCAGCUGUCACGCUCUGCUCUUCCACCUAAAUCACGAGAAGCUCCUGAACUCCCUGAGUGCAGCUCGUAGGUGAAGCUGCUCCCAGAAACUGAUACAGUCUCACUUCAGGUUUGGCACAAGGCAUUUGAUCCCGAACGAGCACCCAGGAGGACGAUUUCCCUUCAAAGCCAAAGGAACUGUGAGGAUUUCGAAGCGAGGCGGCAGUCUAUCCAAGACACAUGAACCCAAAAGGUGCUGGACCAAAAUACAAGACCAAAGACAAAUAAGGGACCAAUGCCUUAUAACUAACCCCAGGGAACUAUGGUUAAUACUGCAACUAUUUUUUUUUUUUAAAAAGACCUUUUUCCUUUUUUAAAUUCUGUUCAUCUCAACUUCAUAAAAGGUGUCCCACUUUUGUACACAAAAAAAAGUGAUGCACUGAAUGCAAAAUUGUACAUCCUGUUUAUUGAACACAGUGAGUAUGUCUGCAUGGAUUAAAAGUUCAGAUUGUUGUUAGAUUGUUCGUUCUGCUGUGUUGUGAGACUAAACCCAUUUUCCACUGACCAAUACCAUUUUAAAGACACAAUUGGAAACAAGACUUAAAGAUAUGAUGUCACGCGGGGCAGAUUAUUGCCUUUAUUAUUAUUUUAGAAUUGUUUUAUUCACAUUGGCUAUAAAAAUGUCAGAUAUUAUGCUCCUCAUGUGUAGAGGCUAUUUAAAAUAGUCUGAUUGUAUUUUACCAUUAUAAUGUGAGCUAUUUAUUAUUGGGUAAAUUUACAACACAAUGAGGUAUAAACAGUUUGGGAGCGCAGCAAAACAAUAUCCCCUUCCCCUUCUUUACAAGACCAAAACUAUGCUCUUGUAAAAAUGUUUUGAUAAGAAAUUGUCUUGAAGAUGUUGUAUUAUAGGCCGGUGCUUGAAUCCUUACUUUUGAUUCUGGGUUGUACAUGUUGUUAUGUGCUAACUCUUCUUCUUUUCUCUCCCGGUGUAAUUUCCUAAUAACCUGUUUGUAAUAUAGAUGAACUGGUUGUGCAUGUGCCGAUUAUACUGCCUGUCAGCUUAGCUAUGAUUUGUAUAUAAUGCUUUAUUGUCGAUUUGUUUGUGACAGACAGUUAAAAUAGAUUAAUACAAAAUAAAUUAA
Messenger RNA from Cyclopterus lumpus (lumpfish), 3113 nucleotides. RefSeq names its product EYA transcriptional coactivator and phosphatase 2 (gene eya2). Gene Ontology annotation, molecular function: protein tyrosine phosphatase activity. Gene Ontology annotation, cellular component: nucleus. Gene Ontology annotation, biological process: multicellular organism development; negative regulation of extrinsic apoptotic signaling pathway in absence of ligand; positive regulation of DNA repair. The coding region runs from base 559 to 1986 and encodes 475 amino acids. NCBI's taxonomy places the organism in Eukaryota, Metazoa, Chordata, Actinopteri, Perciformes, Cyclopteridae. The record is from RefSeq and is a predicted model, not a curated record. The transcript has 16 exons.